GACCCUCACUUGUAAACGAAACGAAACGACGCCAUUCGUGGUCGCGUAACUCGAGCAAACGCGUCUUCCGAGACCGUCGACUAAUUGAAGUGCAUAAGUGCUCGCUCUCACGCAACCUCCAACACACCCUCAUAACUGUACCAUGCGCUCAACCCAUGCCUUCUUGUAUGUUGCAGCCAGCGACAAUGCUUCAAUCCGUUCCGCCUUCAAAGCUCCAGCUACCUUCCAAACGCAAGCGGGACUCGAUUUGCGGCCUCGGAGGCCAUACCCAACCUUUUACCAUUAAGCCCUGCUCCGAAACGCACGACGACGAACCACAUGCAUUCAAGCCCGUCCGCGUUAUUGGCCGUUCACAACUUCCGUUGUCUUUCCUAGACACACAUACGGACGAGACGUUGCCCUCUAGCCGCCUAUUCUCCGCGCAACUCCCUGUACUGGAGACUCGCAAUGAAAUGCAACCGAAGGCUAACCAGGUCCCGAGGGUACUUAUUGCACGACACGAAAAGAAACAUACGCUAUACGCAAUAGAGCGAGUUCAAGCAUGUGUUUACACUCUCUGCAGACUCGCCCCUUGGUUGAAAGAGAAGGAUGUUGCCGAAUUAUGGGCCCCGGAACACCUGACAGCAUACCCACGAUUUGCUACGUCGAGUUUCGAUUCCGUUUCUCAAAAGGAAUGGUGGAGACCCACAGUGGUGGAUAUUCAGCCAGCAGAAAAACCGGCUAAACGUAUCAAAACAACUAUGCUACGGCCACGGAAGGAGCCAAAAGCCAACCAGAAGGAACCCGAGAUUGCACAUACGGAUAUAGGAAGUGUCAAAGUUGUGAACGCACAAUCGAUACGAUCCAACCCCGACCCUGUUUCGUUACCAACGGAAACACCUGCUCAGAUCUCGCCCCAGGAACACCUAGAGAGCUUUGCCGAGCAAUACCUCAAUGCCAUAUACAUGUCUAGAACAUCGCUUGCAUACUUCGCCAAAGGCCCGGUAAACAGGAUACGGAAUGUUUUUACUUCAUCUAUGGAGGACGCGCCUCAAACAUGUGAACUGAUCACGUUCCUCCGAGCGAUGUUGCUCAGUCGUAAACUCGAGGAGAAGAAGUACACAGAGAAAUUACCCGGGAUCAUUCGGGAGAUACCGCCUGGGUGCUUUUCGGAUGACGAUCUAUUGGACGCAGCUGCGGAACGCAAGCUAUCGCGAAAAAAAAAGAAGAAGGUCAAACUCAAUCGCGAAGGUAUAUAUCCACAAGAGUCUGAUAUUGUCAAACGAUGGUGGGUGUCGGAAAAUUCCAAUGGGGAAGUUCGCGGGGAAGAAACUCUGGAUCAACGCAUCAAGCGACGUCUUGCAGAACUACGUGUUCGUGAGGCGCUGGCUCAAAUGAUAUUGAUGCUUGAAAUCGUUGCCCUCGAAGCACUUUCGACGUCUAAGACAAAGCAAGAGGAAGUGACUACCAAAGCAGACGGUCAGAGCCAAGAAGAGGCUCAGCAUCAGCCACCAAAGCGCAGGAAGAAGCUCGACGACAUCAACUUACGGCUAGAUCUUUUGUUAGACAAGCUGUGCAUUUGGCAGUCUAUUGAGAAAGACGGUAUUCUGGACUUUGAUGCAACUGCAGCAAAUCAAGAGACUGGCAUGCACAACGGGAAUGAUCGCUUACAAAGUUUCUGCGUCGAAGUCAUUGUGCCUUUUUAUACCAACAGGCUUCCCGAGCAAGCGCGGACUGUAAACAAGAAGCUGGGCGGUCCAGUAGCCUCCUCGCCGCCUAAACGCAAGUCAAUGAAACCUCCAACUAUGUUGUCAAAUAUGGGCGGAUCUCAAGAACCGGAUGCCAAAAGGCCACGGCGCUCUUUGGCAAGAGUGGCGACCGACACUGUCCGACGAACUGGUGAACGACGCUCUAUAUCUUUGAGUAGAUCGACAACAGAUUCCGCUCUGUUCAGAGGUAUCAAACGCGAGGGGAGUGAGGUAUCUCUGUCCGCAAUUCCUCUCGAAAGGAGCCCAUCACAGGCUGCAAGGCGCUCCAUGUCCCAAUUCAGGCAUUUGAAGGGACGCGAGAUCGACCUCGAAACAACCAGUGCUGCAGUUGCAGCUAAGCUUCGACAGAAGAAGAGAGUGGAAGAGGAUCUAAAAGAAGCUAUUACAGCGUUGAAAAAGCCCAAUCGUGGUCUGGUCGCCGGUAGCUAUGUGGAUGAGAAUGAGAAGCGUGGCUUAGGGUUUGCUAGCAAGUCUAGGAAACCAUCGACCACUGUACGAAAGAUUAUCAAAGACGUUCAAGUUUCAGCCACCCCUAGAGCUACCCGGAGAGCGCCAGACAUUGUUGAGCAAACCCCAGUUCACAAUCGCAAUCUGUUUUCACAAACUAGGGGCAAUGGCGUGCCGGCCUCGAGCGACUUCUGCAUACCAUCUUCUGGCGCGCGCCCUUCAUCUUCGGUAGUGCCAGCGACGGUCCAGCGAAGUUCAACGGCCCGCGUGCUACCGGGGGUAUCCGUUGCCGAUACACCAUCCAGACCUGCAGGUAGCAAAACGCUGUUCGUCAAAUCGUCUGCAGAGAGCACUAUCUUUGCUACUCCAGCCAAACGAAGAGCAUUAUCCCCUGAUUCUCCAACCCAGUUUCCGGAUGCAACACCGACCAAGAUGGUGGCUACUUCGCAAUCAAGUAUCUCGAGUGACAGAACAUCCCGCACAUUAUUUGCAACGUUCACGAAAUGCGCACCAAAGAACAUGGCAAAGCCACCCAUGAUAGAGCCAGCACCUGAUGCAGCAGCGGAGAGUCAAGAUGGCAACGUCGGCGAAGAGGUCGAUAUCUACGACGCCCUCGGUUGGAACGAUGAUGAUGACAUUAUAUGA
Periconia digitata is the source of this 2840-nucleotide messenger RNA. NCBI's taxonomy places the organism in Eukaryota, Fungi, Ascomycota, Dothideomycetes, Pleosporales, Periconiaceae. The record is from the annotation of a GenBank genome assembly.